AAUAGCUCGUUAAUGAGUGCGAUGUCGGCGAAAAGAGUGCGACUGUAUCAUCAAAACCCCACAGUGCAGCUGCGCCAAACCGACCAUCGACAAAGAUCUCCACCACACGGGAGCCAAAUUCUGUAGGACACGUCCGCGCGCGCGACUGUCCGAGAGAUGCCCUCAGUUCGCUGUGCGGAGCAGGUAGCUGUUGAAAGGCACAGUUGGCAUCUUCAGACUGGUCGAUAACCAGUAGGUAGAAGCAGGGCCGCUCAGUGACGACCAAUCAGCAGCCUGGGUCCCCCUCAUGACAACAUCCCCACCAGACGUCACCGCCGCGCCACAAAAGACGUUGCCACAGAAGCCGAAUAGGAAUCCGGCUGGCUUCGCACACGCGGAAAACUCAAUCUCAUUUGUAGCGGUUCCUCGGCUUGUCAACGGCCUCAGAGAUUGUUGAUCUCAGCUUUUUUUGCAAAGGCCUCACUCAGAAAAAAAUUUUCAGGACACAAAUCAUCAGACGUUUUUGGAACACGCGUAACGGUGCGGGCGAUGCGAUGGCGAGCCGUAGCGGGAGCUUCCUCCUGCUGCUGCUGGCUUACCACUGCUGCCUGCUGGCGGACGGGGAAGCGCUCCGGUGCCCUGCCGAUUGCCUGUGCCGACAGGAAAAGGGGGAAGUUGAGUGUGAGAGACCGAACACCUUGAGAGCCAUCCCCGGUCCGGCCGACGUCAACAACAUCGACAAAGUCAAAGAGCUGUACAUCAGCGGUCAACAAGGUCUGACCAAGCUAACAAGAGAACAGUUAGCGCACUACAAGGGACUGAUAAAACUUGUCAUCAAGAACAGCAACAUAUCUACUAUUGAAGAUGGCGCCUUCAAGAACAACACUAACCUGACAAUGAUCGACCUGCGGAAUAACAAACUGACUGUGCUGCGACGGACCUUGUUCUCAAACCUGAGGCUUGCAGAACUGUUGAUAAGCAACAACCCGCUGGCCUGCAACUGCAGCUCUAAGUGGAUACAGCUUUGGCAGAGCCAGUCGAGAGCCAGUUUUCAUACUGAGAAGAUCACCUGCACAAGAAACACGGACGGCAAUACACAGACCUUAGACAUCAGGGACUUACAGCUGGAUUCUAGCUGCCGUCUACCGACGGCUACGGUGCUAACUCGGGAAGUGACCAUUAAUAAGACACAAGACGUGGUGGUGACGUGUGAAGCCUCGGGCAGCCCCGAGCCGACCGCCGAGUGGGACACAGCACGGCUCCGCUCCAAGUUCACCGUAGAGAUAGACGAGCUGGGCAGACGGCAGGUUCUGACCAUUCACAACGCCAGCGAGGACGACAAUGGAAACUUGACCUGCAUUGCCAAGAACAUGGUUGGAAUAUCCCCAGCAAACUUCAGUUUGAAGAUCAACGCUCCUCCUCGGAUUCGCAGUCUGGAUUAUAAGCAACUCUUCCACAAGAGCAUCUGCUACGACGUUCACGGGUAUCCGUUGCCGAGUCUGCGCUGGUACAAGGGCAGUAAAUUGUUCACGACCAGAAACUAUCCCGUGUCUAUCCAAAUGAGUAGGCUGGAGCCUUACGAGAGUGCCGGCUGUCUGAAGUUCGAGGUUACCUCUCACGUCUACAAUGGGAACUAUACUCUCGUGGCAACCAACACGUAUGGACAAACCAGCAGAUCCCUCGUGGUCACCUUCAUGAGACCUCCGCCAGAUAGGACAAUUGCCAUCCGGGACCCAACCAGCUCAUCCUACAAUGGAACACCCGGGCCAACCACAGAUGAUAACGUACCAGAAAACCAGAUAACGACAUAUACACGAAUAGAGACCUACAUCGCCGUGGCUGUAUCCUCGGUAGUGUUCAUCGUGGUGGCCAUUGUGCUGUACUGCAUGAGGUCGCGGAAGAUCAGCCGGAGGGAGUGUAACGUGAACGGCUCUGCCGCGCCCCUGCAGCGCUCCACCAGCGAGUCGAACGGGGAGGUAGUUUCCCGGGACUCCCUGCGGCUCAGCAGACUCCACGUGGUGGAGAAUCCAAACUACUUCCGGGACUCUAAAGAACUCGUCAUCCGCCACAUCCAGCGCGACACCAUCCACUUCGUGGGCGAGCUUGGCGAGGGCGCCUUCGGCAGAGUGUACCUCGGCAAAUGUGAGAAGCUCAACGCCGACGAAGAUUCAUCUCUGGUCGCGGUGAAGACGCUGAAGGACAUGGGGGUGGAGGAUGCGCGGAAGGAUUUCGAUCGGGAAGCGGAGCUACUGACCAACAUGCAGCAUGAGAACAUCGUCAAGUUCUACGGAGUCUGCACGGAGGGAGAGCCCUGGCUCAUGAUCUUUGAGUACAUGGAAAACGGCGACCUCAACAACUACCUGAGAUCUCACGGUCCGGACGCAGCUUUCCUCAUCAAGAACCCGGCCACUCACAAGGAGCUGAGCGUGGUGGAUCUGCUGCAGAUCUCCGUGCAGGUCGCCGCCGGGGUGGAGUACAUGGCGUCGCAGCACUUCGUGCACCGGGACCUGGCCACCCGUAACUGCCUGGUGGGGGAGAACCUCGUGGUGAAGAUCGGGGACUUCGGCAUGUCCCGCGACAUCUACAGCACCGACUACUACAGAGUUGGGGGACACACCAUGCUGCCCGUACGAUGGAUGCCACCGGAAAGCGUGCUCUACCGGAAGUUCACCAUCGAAAGUGACAUCUGGAGCUUCGGCGUUGUAUUAUGGGAAAUCUUUACGUUUGGGAAGCAGCCAUGGUAUGAGCUGGCCAAUCACGAGGUGAUCGAGUGCAUCACCAGCGGCAGACUGCUGGCGUGCCCGCGAGGCUGUCCUCGGAACGUGCGGGCCCUCAUGCUCGGCUGCUGGAAGAAAACCCCCGUCCAGCGCACCAACAUCCAGGACAUCCACAAGAAGCUCAAGGAAAUGUUGGAGAACCGCCACCAAGUUCAGGUUGACAUUGUCGCCUAAGAAAGAAAGUGCCUGGGAGAAAAGAGCAGGGGAAAUGAAAACGUUUCAGCGAUGUAGUUUACCAAUGAGUGCCAUCGGUUGUAUAAGAUAGCCUUCUGAGCUAUCUCAGAACAAUGCGGACAAGCUUGACUAUCAUCCACACGCUACAGUACAGAUGGAGUAUCAAUAUGAAUUCGGACUUGGUCGAAUUAGAGAUGAGCCAAUGCCCUUCGUGUAUAUAUGUCUGACUUAAUUACUGAUAACUUUAACGUUGGUUUUGUACCACAUAGAGCUGCCUUAAGCUGACAUCUGUAGUGUAAAUCCGUACCUGCUUCACAUGAGCUGAGAUCAUGUGAACAGUCAGACGAAGGUAAUGUUGUAACUCUAGUAUAUGUCCGUUGCAGGGCACUAGAACAAUGCUCAUAUUGUGUACAGUACUAUUACAAGAACGGACAUUGUAAAAAGGCGAUCAAAGGAACAAUGACGUUAUGAACAUCUGAACCUGUGAGAAGACAAAGGUUUUGACCACGACUGAAAAAAAAAGAGUCCAAAGGUUUUUUUAUGGCGGUGACAUGAUUUGUACAUGACAAUGCCAACGUUUUAAAACUUUUCUACGAACAAUUUCUGGACCGAACGGUCAAAGUAAUGAAGGUAAAUACCGUGAAAAUGGUAAAUAGCAUGUUGUGCUUAUAGUAACUUGGGCCGCAAGGCUGAGAUACCUGCUGGAUGCGUUGGAAGGCAGUCCAUCAUAUCGGAGAUAACCUUACUUAUCCACCUGUUUGUUAUCUAAUUGACAGGCAAGUGUUGGAAAAUGAGAGAACUAUGAAAGAGUAAGAACUAUAUCAUCGUGGCUUAUCGGACUACAAACAACUAAGUAACAUUAAUAUUGUGAUAGGUUAGUUGUAUGGACGUCCGUGAUGUGUUUUUGUACAUAGCUCGAAGAAUGUUAAUAAUAUAUAUCGAGUAGUCGAAUAGUAGAGAUAUUUUUAAGUGAUGGAAGCAUGUUACAACUGUAUCCAAUGCUUACACAAUGCUUACACAGAGGCUUCCUGAACCGCUUUAAAGUGUGAUGAUGUAAAAACACAACAUAUAACAACAAUGUUUGUAACAGCAUUCUUGCUGCUCUACUUAGAUAUUUCAGUAUUAACGUAACAGAUCCUUGGAAUGUAUCAGAGAUGUCAUGUUGAUCCGUCUUAGUCGCUGACAAGUUUGAGUGAAGCAGUACGUGACUGUGAUCCAUAUAUUGUUCUCUUAAAUGCUGAAGUGUACAUAGAGUACAUAUCAGAAUACUGACACUGUACGGCACGUAACAAUUGUGCAAAGUCAGGCAGUGUUCAUGUCAGCUAUGGUAUGUGCUACGGUGUCAUUGUACUUAUUGCACUGAGUCGGACGUUCAGAAUUUGACUCUUGCUUGAAAAGAAAACAGGUCUCAAACGACUUGCUCUACGUUCGUUGAUGUGUAAAUUUAGGAUAGGCACUGAUGGCGUAUUGUUUGAUGUGUUGACCUAUGAUGUAGACGCGAAGUUGUACUUUAUAUAUGUAGUGUAAGGCUGAAUACUAGUAUCUUUGGGCGGAGACGUUGUUAAAUAAAGU
Branchiostoma belcheri (Belcher's lancelet) is the source of this 4502-nucleotide messenger RNA. Its product is annotated as NT-3 growth factor receptor-like. Lineage: Eukaryota; Metazoa; Chordata; Leptocardii; Amphioxiformes; Branchiostomatidae. Gene Ontology annotation, molecular function: neurotrophin receptor activity; transmembrane receptor protein tyrosine kinase activity; neurotrophin binding. Gene Ontology annotation, biological process: positive regulation of kinase activity; cellular response to nerve growth factor stimulus; protein phosphorylation. Bases 534 to 2930 code for a protein of 798 amino acids. The transcript has 14 exons. The record is from RefSeq and is a predicted model, not a curated record. Gene Ontology annotation, cellular component: signaling receptor complex; axon; plasma membrane.